CCGUGGGGGGAGUAAGAGCAGCCACCAAUCCAAGCGGUUCGCUGGUUCAAGUCGCGCCUGCAUCAGCAACAGCAGCGACAAUGGUUUCUCUUUCACUUUCGUUAACUAGUUAGUAUGUCAGCAGUGUUAUUGCUGCGAGAAUGGACCAGACGUUUUAAAGCGAAAGAUUUGAUGCUGAAAUCGAUAGUGUGAUGUAGAUUGAGUGAAUACCCACGAAGCUUAUCUUGUGCAACAUGUGGAAUUGAUUACGGAAUUGCAAAACAGAAAAUGAAAACAGAUGGAUUUGCUCCACUUCCGCAGUGAAUAGCAUCGCUUCGCCAUUUCACUAUCGAUUGUACCACAUUCCAAAAAUUCAUGAAAAGUUGUGAACCGUGAAAGCAGACAGGAUGGGCUUCAUAAUAAAAAUAUUACGUAACAUGAAAAUUCCACGCUGGUCCACACUUUGGCCCGUACUCUUCUAUCUUAUUUUCAUCACCUGCAUAUUGAUGUUAGCAUUCCCCUUCAACUCCACUACUGGUGCAAUGAAGAAAAAAAAUGAUGGGAACGGUGUGAACAAAAAGAGCAGCAUAAACUCUGAAUGGUACAUCGUAGAUGCAAAUGCGCGGCGAGAAUUAACAGCCGCUUUCAAUAAAGCAGAUACCAAUGGAGACAAAUAUUUAUCGAUGCAAGAGCUAGCCAAAUAUAUCAAUUUUAAGAUACGGGACCACAUUGACAAUGCCAUACGCAACAAUCCAACCACAUUUGUGGAAAUCGACCUAAAACCACGGGAUGGACUGAUCAGUUGGGAUGAAUAUCAAAUAUAUGCCCUUCGUGAUUAUGGCAUCAGCGAAACACAUCUUGUGAAGCCAAUACUCGAAACAUUGGACCGAAAAGUGAAGGGGUCGUUGGUACGCGAUAAAGCUCUCUGGUUUGAGGCGGCGCGUACCGACCCACUGAGCCUGACACUUGACGAGUUCCUAGCGUUUCGUCAUCCUGAAUCCAGUCCGGUGAACCUUCUGAACUUGGUAGAUGAUAUACUACGCCAGUUCGAUUCGGACGGGGAUGAUCGGCUCACGGCAGCCGAAUUUUCCGACGUGCUACCAAUUGGAGUUGCCGAUGCCAGCAGCAGGAAGCUUAUACUCUCGCAAAGUGAACGCGAGCGGAAGGAGGAAUUCACCAAAAUAAUAGAUAAAAAUAAGGAUGGAAAAGCUGACCGAGGGGAGUUGCUGUCCUACGUUGAUCCGCGACAUCCGAGAUAUGCCAUCCAGGAGGCAUCGACCCUCUUUAGUCUGGCAGAUAAAGACGGAGACAGGAGACUAACCCUACAAGAGAUUGUCGCCAAAUCAUCAAUUUUCAUUUCCUCCAAAAUGAUAAAUACGGCCGAAAGUUUCCAUGACGAGUUUUAAACCAAAUGGACCGUUGCAGUAGAUUAAUUGAUUCAAAUGAAUGUGAUAUUAUUACGUAUUAUAAAAAAAUCUUACAAGAUAGUGCACAAAUAGAAUCGUAAACUUCGUUUCCAAAUGUUUAUUUUACAUCGAACAUAUGGUCGGUGUUAAGUCACACCAGAAUUUAUUGAUUUCGAGAAAAACGAGUUUAAAGUUAUUUUUUUAUGUUUUGCGACUUAGUCCGGUCUGACUUAACACCCACCAUAUAUCCCUACUAAGUUUUUUUACAUUACUAGCAAAUUUGUUUAAGACUGCACCCCAAUCAAAUCCGAUAACGAUAGCUGAGUACUGAAUUGGGUCAUUAAAUGAAGAAUAAAAUGCUCCUUUUAUUU
This is a messenger RNA of Topomyia yanbarensis, 1756 nucleotides long. It is a transcript of the gene myd, whose product is annotated as 45 kDa calcium-binding protein. Gene Ontology annotation, cellular component: endoplasmic reticulum. Gene Ontology annotation, molecular function: calcium ion binding. The record is from RefSeq and is a predicted model, not a curated record. The transcript has 3 exons. Gene Ontology annotation, biological process: calcium-ion regulated exocytosis. The coding region runs from base 387 to 1385 and encodes 332 amino acids. Lineage: Eukaryota; Metazoa; Arthropoda; Insecta; Diptera; Culicidae.